CCAGAAUCUGCCUUCCCAUUCCCAUAUAUAGGAGCUCUCCCUCUCCGUGCUCUCUUCAUUUCUCUCCAAUUCUUUCCCAACUCUGCUUCUUCUGAUAUUUCUACACACAGCAAUCGCUACUAGGGCUUCCGCCAGGCCUACGAUCCUCCGAUCAUUUCAUUUCUCGAUGGCCGUUCUCGGACUUCGAUCACCAAUCUGAAACGACGAUAGCAAGCCAGGAGCGGAUCACGAGACCUCGAUUCCACCAUCAUGUUCGAGGCGCACGUUGUGCAUUUGCUUCGAAAAUAUUUGGGUGAAUAUGUCCAUGGACUUUCAGCAGAAGCUUUAAGAAUCAGCGUCUGGAAAGCCCUUUUUCUUUCAGGCGAUGUAAUUCUCAAAGAUCUAAAAUUGAAGGCAGAGGCGCUAAAUUCGUUAAAACUUCCUGUGACAGUCAAAGCUGGAUUUGUUGGUACUAUAACAUUAAAGGUACCAUGGAAAAGUCUUGGCAAAGAACCUGUGAUUGUGCUGAUUGAUCGUGUUUUUGUUCUUGCUCAUCCUGCUACUGAUGGAAGGUCUCUUAGGGAAGAGGAUCGGGAAAGACUUUUUGAAGCUAAACUUCAACAGAUUGAGGAAGCAGAAUCAGCAACCCUGGUAGCAAUAUCAAGAUCAAAGUUAGGAAAUCCACAUGCAGGAAAUUCUUGGGUGGGUUCUUUAAUUUCUACAAUUAUUGGAAACCUGAAGAUAUCGAUUAGCAAUGUUCAUGUCAGAUAUGAGGAUUCAGUCAGCAAUCCAGGAUGUCCAUUUUCUUGUGGUGUUACUCUGGCAAAGCUUGCUGCUGUUACAAUGGAUGAGGAAGGGAAUGAAACUUUUGACACCGGUGGUGCUUUAGAUAGACUACGAAAGUCAUUGCAACUCAAGCGUCUUGCAAUGUAUCAUGAUUCAAACCGCCUUCCAUGGAAGCUGGGUAAGAAGUGGGAAGAUCUUAGUCCCAAUGAAUGGAUUGAGAUCUUUGAGGAUGGUAUAAAUAAGGCGGCAGGAGAUAAUGAAACAGUGUCUGCAUGGGCUCAAGAUCGGAACUAUGUAGUUUCACCAAUCAAUGGAGUUCUUAAAUAUCAUCGUCUAGGAAAUCAGGAAAGAAACAAUCCUGAAAUACCAUUUGAGAAGGCGUCUCUUGUUCUCACUGAUGUUUCCUUGACAAUGACUGAGGCUCAGUAUCAUGAUUGGAUCAGACUUUUGGAGGUUAUUUCAAGAUACAAGACAUAUGUUGAGGUUUCAUACUUAAGACCUGUGGUUUCAGUUAUUGAGGCUCCACAUUUGUGGUGGCAUUAUGCCGCUCGGGCUACCCUCCAGCAGAAGAAAGUGUGCUAUCGUUUCUCAUGGGAUCAAAUAAAACAUUUGUGUGAGCUUCGUCGACGUUACGUACAAUUAUAUGCUGGUUCACUCCAAAAAUUAUCAAAUAUUUAUAUGUCACAGAUUAGAGAUAUUGAGAAAGGUCUUGAUCCCAAAGUAAUCCUUUUAUGGAGGUUUCUUGCACAUGCAAAGGUGGAAUCUGUAAAAUCUAAGGAAGCAGCUGAACAGAAGAUGCUUGCUAAAAGAAGCUGGUUCUCUUUUGGACGGCGUGCUCCCUCCGAGGAUGACUCUGUUGGGGAUGCUUCUGACAAAUCGGAGUCUGUACAGGAAAGAUUGACCAAAGAAGAAUGGCAGGCAAUCAAUCAACUGUUGAGCUACCAGCCAGUUGAGGAGUUCAGUUCACAGUUUGGGAAGGAUUCACUAAAUAUGAUACACUUUUUAGUAAAUGUAUCUAUUGGUCAGGCUGCAGCUAGGAUAAUCAAUAUUAACCAGACUGAGAUCAUUUGUGGUAGAUUUGAGCAGCUUCAUGUGUCGUCCAAGUUUAAACAUCGAACCAUGCAUUGUGAUGUGACAUUGAGAUUUUAUGGGUUGUCUGCUCCUGAAGGUUCACUUGCACAGAGUGUCUCUAGUGAGCAGAAAGUAAAUGCCCUAUCUGCUAAUUUUGUAAAUUCUCCAGUUGGGGAGAAUGUAGACUGGAGGCUUUCUGCAACAAUAUCCCCCUGCCAUGCCACGGUUUUGAUGGAGAGUUACAAUCGCUUUUUGGAAUUUGUGAAUAGGAGCAAUGCAAUUAGCCCUACUGUUGCUGUUGAAACUGCUAACGCAUUGCAGAACAAGAUUGAGAAGGUCACUCGUAGAGCUCAGGAGCAAUUCCAAAUGGUAUUAGAAGAACGAAGCAGAUUUGCUCUUGAUAUUGAUCUUGAUGCUCCAAAAGUUAGAAUUCCUAUAAGAACUGUUGCUUCUACAAAAUGUGACAGCCAUUUUCUCUUGGAUUUUGGUCAUUUCACAUUGAAUACCAAGGAAGAUCCACUCCAUGAUCAGGGGCAAAGUCUAUACUCCCGUUUUUAUAUUACUGGACGAGAUAUAGCUGCAUUUUUCACUGAUUGUGGUUCAGAUUGUCAGAACUGCACAUUGCUGUCCCCCAAUUUUAAUGAUAUACUUUCUGGAUCUCCCACAUUGGAGGAAGCUGAUAACGCAUGCUCUCUCAUUGAUAGGUGUGGCAUGGCAGUUAUUGUUGAUCAGAUCAAAGUUCCCCAUCCAAGAUAUCCAUCAACCCGUAUUUCUGUCCAAGUUCCAAGCCUUGGUGUACACUUUUCACCAGCUAGAUAUUGCAGACUUAUGGAAUUAUUUAACCUACUGUGUGGAGCAGCACAAAGUAGUGCUGUCUCAGAUUUUGAAAAUGUUCAAGCUGAAUUUGUUCCUUGGUAUCCCCCAGAUCUUGCAACUGAAGCUCGAAUUCUUGUUUGGAAGGGUAUUGGGUAUUCUGUUGCUGCAUGGCGUCCAUGUUUCCUUGUGUUGUCUGGAUUAUCUCUUUAUGUGUUGGACUCAGAAAUGUCUCAGAAUUAUCACCGGUCCUCUAGUAUGGCUGGGAAGCAAGUCUUUGAAAUUCCCCCAGCAAAUGUUGGCGGGUCAGUGUCAUGUAUUGCUGUUUGUUCUAGGGGCAUGGAAUCCCAAAAGGCUCUGGAAUCUUUCAGCACACUUGUGAUAGAGUUUCGGUAUGAGGUGGAGAAGGCCACUUGGUUGAGAGCACUCAUGCAAGCAACAUAUCGAGCUUCUGCUACUCCUCCUUCAGUUGAUGUACUUGCAGAUUCAGGUCAUUCAGUUGCUGAAUUUCCUGAAAAUCAAACUGGCAAUUUGAUGCCAGUUGACUUUGUUCUUAAUGGGUCAUUGCUGGAGACAAAGUUAUCACUGUAUGGAAAGUGUGGAGAUGAGGAGCAGGAAAUUCUUGAGGAGACAAGAAUUCUUGAGGUUCUAGUUGGAGGGGGAAAGGUGCAUGUAGUUAGUUCUGAAGGUGAUUUGAUUGUCAAAAUGAAGCUGCACUCCUUGAAAAUCACAGAUGAGCUUCAGGGAUCUUCUUCAUUGAGCCCAAAGUAUUUAGCCUGCUCUGUGCUGAAGAAUGGUGUUUUGUUUGCUUCCCCUAGGAGCUUAGAUCCUCCUGCAAAGGAGAGGGCUUCAGUGGUCUCAGAGGAUGAUGAUAUUUUUAAGGAUGCUUUGCCUGAUUUGUUGUCUAUGCAUGAUUUAGGCACUCAUUCACCAAAUUUUGAUAUAACUUAUGGGGCAAGGUUAAGUAAUAUUAGUGAAGAUACUGAUUUUGAAUCUGUUGGAGACUUAGUUCAUGAGAAAGAAACAGGGAAAGUAAAAAGUGCCUCCGAUGAUUGUUUCUAUGAAGCAGAGGGCAGUGACAACUCUGAUUUUGUAUCUGUCAUGUUCUCAACAAGGAGUCCUACUUCACCUAAUUAUGAUGGUAUUGACACUCAGAUGAGCAUUCGUAUGUCGAAAUUGGAAUUCUUUUGCAACAGACCCACCCUUGUUGCUUUAAUUGGUUUUGGCUUCGAUAUAAGUUGUGCAAAAAGUGGAGCAAGUGAUUCUAGUGCAACAACCUCAGAUCAUCAACCUUUAGUAAACAAAGACAAGACCGAAGAAAAUGAACGUGCUUUUGUCCAAGGCUUGCUUGGAUAUGGUAAAGAUCGUGUAGUAUUCUGUUUAAUGAUGGACGUGGACAGUGUAUCUGUGUUUCUUAACAAGGAGGACGGUUCUGAACUUGCGAUGCUUGUGCAAGAGAGCUUUGUCUUUGAUCUGAAGGUUCAUCCAAGUUCUAUAACCAUUGAGGGCACUUUAGGAAAUCUAAGGCUGUGUGAUAUGUCGCUUGGAAUGGAUCACCAUUGGGGUUGGCUGUGUGAUAUAAGGAAUCAAGGGACUGAAUCUCUUAUCAAGUUCACUUUCAAGUCAUACACUGCUGAAGAUGAAGAUUAUGAAGGAUAUGAUUACAGCUUGCAAGGUCGACUUUCUGCCGUUCGCAUAGUCUUCCUCUAUAGGUUUGUUCAGGAGAUAUUUGCUUACUUUAUGGAACUUGCAACCCCGCAUACAGAAGAAGCCAUUAAACUUGUUGACAAAGUUGGAGACAUUGAGUGGCUGAUUAACAAAUAUGAGGUUGAUGGAUCCUUGGCAUUGAAACUAGACCUUUCACUCGACACUCCAAUUAUUAUCGUGCCAAGAAAUUCAACAAGCAAAGACUUCAUGCAACUGGAUCUGGGGCAGCUGCAACUGAGGAAUGAACUCAGUUGGCAUGGAUGUCCAGAUAAAGACCCUUCAGCUGUACAUCUUGAUAUUCUUGAUGCAGAGAUUUUGGGAAUGAACAUGUCUGUGGGGAUUGAUGGUAGUAUUGGGAAGCCAAUGAUACGGGAAGGCCAAGAAAUUCAUGUUUAUGUGCGCCGCACUUUGAGGGAUGUGUUUCGAAAAGUUCCAACAUUUUCCUUAGAAGUGAAGGUUGGUUUAUUGCAUGCUAUUAUGUCGAAUAAAGAGUAUAAUGUGAUUAUCGACUGUGUCUAUAUGAACUUAUCUGAACAACCAAAACUUCCUCCAACUUUUCGUCAAAGCAAGUCUAUUUCAAAAGACACGAUGAAAUUGCUGGUUGAUAAGGUCAAUAUGAAUGGUCAAGUAUUACUCUCGCGCACUGUUACAAAGAUAGAAGUGGAAGUGGAUCAUGCAUUGCUAGAAUUGUGUAAUGGUGUUCAUGAGGAUUCAGCUUUGGCACAUAUCGCUCUAGAAGGUCUUUGGGUAUCAUAUCGCAUGACUUCUUUGUCUGAAGCAGAUCUUUAUGUGACCAUUCCUAGAUUUUAUGUUUUGGAUGUUCGCUCUGAUACCAAAUCUGAAAUGCGUUUGAUGGUUGGAUCAUGUACUGAUGUUCCAAAACAAGCUUCAACUGGAAAAUCUCCCUUUUCCUUAAAUAAAGGUGGCUUUAUGAGAGUUGACUCUCAAAUUUCACCAAGCAUGGAUGUUCCAACUUCAACAAUGUUUGUAAUGGACUAUAGAUGGCGAUUGUCUUCACAAUCAUUUGUGCUGCGGGCGCAACAGCCUCGGGUUCUUGUUGUUCCAGAUUUUCUUCUUGCUGUUGGUGAGUUUUUUGUGCCUGCAUUGGGAGCAAUAACUGGAAGAGAGGAAUUGAUGGAUCCAAAGAAUGAUCCUAUAAGUAGAAAUAACAGCAUAUUACUCUCUGCUCCUGUCCACAAACAGAUUGAAGAUACAGUGCACCUGUCCCCAUAUCGACAGCUAAUUGUGGAUUCUGCAGGAGUUGAUGAGUACACAUAUGAUGGUUGUGGAAAGACUAUUCACUUAAGUGAAGAAACAGAUAUUAAGGGAGCCAAUUCAUCAAGAUUCCGCCCUAUAAUAGUCCUUGGACGUGGAAAGAGGUUGCGUUUUGUAAAUGUGAAAAUCGAGAGUGGGUCUCUCUUGAGGAAGUAUACAUACUUGAGUAACGAUAGCAGCUUUUCAGUAUCCCAAGAAGAUGGUGUAGAAAUCAUGUUGCUGGACAAAUUCUCUGAUAAUAGCAAUGGCAAUAGUCCAGAUCUCAUGCAAGAACUAUCUUCUAGCUCAAAUACUUCAGCCUAUGACAGUGAUCCUAGUCAGAUGCAAAGUUUCACUUUUGAAGCACAAGUUGUUUCUCCUGAGUUCACCUUUUAUGACAGUUCAAAAUCAUCCCUUGAUGAUUCCUUCUAUGGGGAAAAGCUUCUUCGUGCAAGAUUGGAUUUCAGUUUCAUGUAUGCAUCAAAAGAAAAUGAUACUUGGAUUCGAACUCUUGUGAAGGAUUUAACUGUUGAGGGUGGUUCUGGUCUUAUCGUACUUGAUCCUGUUGAUAUUUCAGGGGGGUAUACAUCUGUUAAGGACAAGACAAAUGUAUCUCUGGUAUCAUCUGAUAUAUGUAUCCAUCUCUCCUUGAGUGUAAUCUCUCUCCUACUGAACCUUCAAACUCAGGCUGCUACGGCAUUACAGUUUGGAAACACUGAUCCCCUGGCUCCUUGUACCAACUUUGACCGACUGUCGGUGUCCUCAAAAGAAAAUGGUGACCAUAACAAUCUUACCUUUUGGAGACCGCAAGCCCCUCCAAAUUAUGUGAUAUUGGGAGAUUGUGUGACAUCAAGGCCAAUUCCUCCUUCACAUUCUGUGAUGGCAGUAAGUAAUACCUAUGGACGUGUAAGGAAGCCUCUUGCAUUCAAGCAUAUUGGCUUACUCGAUGGUAAAGGAUCAAGAGGGGGUGAAGGUCAAUCUGAUAUUGAGACUGGUUACUCUCUGUGGAUACCAGUUGCACCUCCAGGGUACUUGGCAUUGGGAUGUGUAGCAUAUAAAGGAAGCCAACCACCACCUAAUCACAUUGUUUACUGUAUACGUUCUGAUCUUGUGACAUUGACCAUGUACUCGGAGUGUAUUUACACUGCCUCUUCUAAUCCUUGCUUUGUAAAUGGAUUUAGCAUAUGGCGUUUAGACAAUGUUCUUGGGUCAUUUUUUGCCCAUCCUUCAGCUGAUUGUCACCCAAAAGAGAGGUGCUAUGAUCUCAACUAUCUUCUUCUGUGGAGCUCAAGUAGGAAUUAUUCUUUAUUAAGAGAAUCUACAUCAAAUCAAUCUGUUCAGAACGAGUAUGUAAAUCAACAAUCAAGCAAUCAAAGUGCAGGCUCAUCUGGGUGGGAUGUUGUCAGAUCUAUCUCAAAAGCAACUAAUUGUUACAUGUCAACACCAAACUUUGAGAGAAUAUGGUGGGACAAGGGUUGUGAUAUCCGCCGACCAGUUUCCAUAUGGCGACCCAUACCACAUUGCGGUUAUGGUAUACUAGGAGACUGCAUUACAGAAGGGUCUGAACCACCUGCACUAGGCAUAAUUUUUAAGGCUGAUAAUCCAGAAAUCUCUGCAAAGCCUGUGCAAUUUACUAAGGUUGCUCAUAUUGUGAGCAAAGGUCUUGAGGAAGCUUUCUUCUGGUACCCUAUUGCUCCUCCAGGUUAUGCUUCUCUUGGAUGCUUAGUUACACGUAUUGAUGAAGCACCAUUCCUGGAUUCUUUUUGCUGUCCGAGGAUGGACCUUGUUCAUCAAGCUAAUGUUCAUGAGGUGCCUAUUUCAAGGUCUUUCAGUUCAAAGGGUUCUCAGUGCUGGAGCAUUUGGAAAGUUGAAAAUCAGGCCUGCACUUUCCUGGCACGCUCUGAUCUAAAAAAACCUUCAAGUCGUCUGGCAUUUACUAUUGGAGAUUGUGUGAAACCUAAGACACGGGAGAACAUUACUGCAGAGUUGAAAUUAAGAUGUUUGUCAGUGACUGUCCUAGACAGUUUAUGCGGAAUGAUGACACCACUUUUUGAUGCCACAAUCACUAAUAUCAAACUUGCAACUCAUGGUCGACUAGAGGCAAUGAACGCUGUUCUGAUUUCUUCUAUAGCUGCAUCAACAUUCAAUACAAAACUAGAAGCAUGGGAGCCACUUGUGGAGCCAUUUGAUGGGAUUUUUAAGUUUGAGACAUAUGAUACUAAUGUACAAGGAUUGUCAAAGCUUGGAAAACGAGCACGGAUUGCUGCUACCACUACUUUAAAUAUAAAUCUUAGUGCAGUGAAUCUUGACACAUUUUUGGAAACUAUUGUUUCUUGGAGAAGGCAAAGAGAACUUGAGCAAAAAGGAAUAAAACUGAUUCAGGAACCUACUAUGCUUCGUGGCGAAAGACAGGAUUCAGCUUUUGCUGCAUUGGAUGGAGAUGAAUUGCAGACAGUGAUAAUAGAAAAUAAACUUGGAUGUGAUAUCUAUUUGAGGAAAGUCGAGCAGAAUUCUAAUAAAAUGAAACUGCUGUGUCAUGAUGAUAGUGAUUCUGUAUGGGUUCCUCCUCCAAGGUAUUCCGAUAGGUUAAAUAUUGCAGAUGAAUCUAAGGAAGCACGAAGAUAUGUUGCCGUGCAGAUACUUGAAGCCCAGGGUUUACCCAUUAUUGAUGAUGGAAAUAGUCACAAUUUCUUCUGUGCUUUGCGUCUGAUUGUUGAUAGUCUGGAAAUAAAUCAGCAAAAACUUUUUCCCCAGAGUGCGAGGACCAAAUGUGUUAAGCCAUUAAUUUCCAGAACCAAUGAUAUGGAUAUAGGCACUGCCAAAUGGAAUGAAUUGUUUAUAUUUGAAGUUCCUCGGAAGGGGCUGGCUAAGUUGGAAGUGGAGGUGACAAACCUUGCAGCAAAAGCCGGAAAAGGGGAAAUUGUCGGCGCAUCUUCAUUUUCUGUUGGACAAGGCACAAAUACCUUGAAGAAGGUUGCCUCGGUGAGAAUGCUGCAUCAACCGCCCGACAGCCAACACAUUGUAUCACACCCAUUAAGGAGAAAGGGUCAGCUUAACAGUGAUGACAUAAAUUCCAAUGGAUGCCUUCUAGUUUUGACAUCUUAUUUUGAACGGAAAACCACUGCAAAUUUUCAAAGUAGCACACAAACUGGAAAUGAUGCAGACAGGGAUGUAGGUUUCUGGGUGGGGCUUGGCCCAGAAGGUGAAUGGGAGAGUUUCCGUUCAUUGCUUCCUCUGUCAGUGAUCACAAGAAGACUGAAAGAUGAUUUUGUUGCUAUGGAAGUUGUAAUGAGGAAUGGAAAGAAGCAUGUAAUUUUCAGGGGUCUUGCUACUGUAACAAAUGAUUCAGAUGUCAAAUUGGAUAUCUCAGCCUCCCCUGUGUCUAUCAUCAAUAAUUAUGACCUCCCUACAGCUAGAAAGCAACAAUUUACUGAACAAAGCAUAAGUAGUAUAAACAGAUUUUUCAGUACCAUUACUCCUGGGUCUUCCACCAUAUUACCCUGGCAAAGCAUGUCCAAGGACUCUGAUCACUGCUUAGAGGUUCGCCCUUGUGUUGACCAAUAUUCAUGGGGCUAUUCAGUUGCUGUAGGCUCUUUUUAUGCCUAUGGUAAGGAACAAUCCACCAUGGAUCAAGGUCUGCUUUCAAGACAAAAUACAAUGAAGCUAGGAAAUAAAAUAGCUGCCUCUUCUUCCUUCAAGUUAAACCAGCUUGAGAAGAAGGAUGUGCUUUGGUGUUGUCCAAGUACUAGUAGUAAGCAAUUUUGGCUUAGUAUUAGUACAGAUGCCUCAGUUCUUCAGACGGAGCUUAAUGCUCCUGUUUAUGAUUGGAAAAUCUCUAUCAACUCUCCAUUGAAGUUGGAAAACCGGCUUCCAAGCCCUGCAAGGUUCAUUAUAUGGGAAAAACCAAAGGAAGGUAUUAGCAUUGAGUUACAGCAAGGCAUUAUCUCUUCACGGGGCAGUGCACACAUAUAUUCUGUUGAUGUCCAGAAACCCAUAUUUCUUUCGUUGUUCAUUCAAGGUGGUUGGGUUUUGGAAAAGGAUCCUGUUCUUAUUUUAGAUCUUGCAUCAACUAACCAGGCUUCAUCAUUCUGGAUGGUUCAGCAGCAAAGGAAAAGGAGACUACGAGUGAGCAUUGAACGUGAUGUGGGAGGAACCACUGCUGCUCCCAAAACCAUAAGGUUCUUUGUCCCUUACUGGAUCAGUAAUGAAUCCCAUUUAUCUUUGGCAUACCGGGUAGUGGAAAUUGAACCUCUGGAAAGUAUGAGUACAGAUUCCCCUCUGCUCUCAAAAGCUGUUAAAUCUGCAAAAACAGCAUUGAGAAGUCCUUCCAUGGAGAGGAGAUCUGUUGUUUCAAGAAAAAAUGUUCAAGUACUAGAAGCAAUUGAGGACAGAAGUCCAACACCUAGCAUGUUUUCUCCACAAGACUAUGUUGGCCGUGGUGGUGUUAUGCUUUUUUCAUCACGAAAUGAUGCUUACCUGUCCCCAAGGGUGGGCAUUGCUGUUGCAAUUCAAAACUCUGAAAAUUACAGUCCUGGGAUCUCUUUGCUUGAGCUAGAAAAAAAGCAAAGGAUUGAUGUCAAUGCCUUCAGUUCUGUUGGAUCUUACCAUAAGCUUUCAGCCAUACUACACAUGACCUCAGAUAGAACAAAGGUUGUUCAUUUUCAGCCACACUCUUUGUUUCUUAAUAGGGUAGGCUGCCGCCUGUGCCUACAGCAGUGUGGUACUCAGACAUUGGAAUGGAUUACCCCCACUGAUCCUCCAAAACAAUUGGGUUGGCAAUCCUCAAUAAAAGAUGAAUUGUUGAGGGUGCGUUUGGAUGGCUAUGAAUGGAGUGCACCUUUUAGUGUUGAAGCAGAAGGCAUGAUGUGUGUUUCCUUAAAGAAUGAAAAUGGAAAUGAACAAAUGCAUCUGAGGGUGAAAGUAAGAAGUGGAUCAAAGAACUCACGUUAUGAAGUUGUCUUCCGUCCAAACUCAUUAUCAAGUCCUUACAGGAUUGAAAAUCGUUCUAUGUUUUUGCCAAUGCGUUUUCGGCAAGUGGAUGGUGCCAAUGAUUCUUGGCGGUUUCUUCUACCCAAUUCAGCUGCUUCCUUUUUGUGGGAAGAUCUUGGUAGACAAAGAUUGCUAGAGCUGUUGGUUGAUGGGUCUGAUCCACUGAAAUCAGAAAAGUACAAUGUUGAUGAGAUAUCUGAUCAUCAGCCAAUCAAUGUGGGAACUGGACCUUGCAAAGCUAUAUGCGUCACAGUUCUUAAAGAAGACAAAACUAACGUUGUUAAAAUCACUGAUUUGAUGCCUGAAAAUGAAGGAAUCAGCAUUCAAAAACUUCCAUCAUCAUUAUCACAAUUUGUCGGAAAUGAUUUUCAACAUCAACAGUCAAACACUUCAAAUUGUGAAUUUCACAUUAUUAUUGAGCUUGCUGAGCUUGGAUUGUCUGUCAUUGAUCAUACACCUGAAGAGAUCUUAUAUAUGUCAGUGCAGAAUCUUCUUCUAUCAUAUUCAACUGGAUUAGACUCUGGGAUUAGUAGGUUCAAAGUAAGAAUGCGGGGGAUUCAAGUAGAUAAUCAGUUGCCAUUAACCCCAAUGCCUGUUGUCUUUAGACCACAAAGAGCUGUAGAUGAGACCGACUAUAUUUUGAAAUUUUCCAUGACGCAGCAAUCAAAUGGAUCUCUAGAUUUAUGUGUUUAUCCAUAUAUUGGAUUCCAAGGGCCAGAAAAUUCUGCAUUUUUGAUAAACAUUCAUGAACCUAUUAUUUGGCGUCUUCAUGGGAUGAUCCAGCAUGUAAACCUUAAUAGGUUAUAUAAUAAUCAAUCUAAUGCUGUAUCAGUCGAUCCAAUCAUACAAAUUCGUGUCCUGAACAUCUCUGAAGUUCGUCUUAAAGUCUCAAUGACCAUGUCGCCAACACAACGACCUGUGGGUGUACUUGGAUUUUGGUCUUCAUUAAUGACUGCACUGGGUAACACUGAAAACAUGCCGGCGCGAAUAAAUCAAAGAUUUCAGGAGAAUGUGUGCACAAGACAAAGUGUUCUUAUUAGUAAUGCUAUCAUGAACAUUAAGAAGGAUCUUCUUAGCCAGCCUCUUCAACUGCUUUCGGGUGUUGACAUAUUGGGUAAUGCAAGCAGUGCACUUGGACAUAUGAGUAAAGGUGUUGCAGCCUUAUCAAUGGACAAGAAAUUCAUUCAAAGCCGGCAGAGACAGGAAACUAAGAAUGUAGAAGCCUUGGGUGAUGUAAUCAGAGAGGGUGGAGGAGCAUUGGCUAAAGGCCUAUUCAGAGGAGUCACUGGCAUUUUGACAAAGCCUCUUGAAGGUGCAAAAGCUUCUGGUGUUGAGGGCUUUGUUCAGGGUGUUGGAAAAGGAAUAAUAGGGGCGGCUGCACAACCAGUGAGUGGGGUUCUGGAUCUUUUAUCCAAAACUACUGAAGGCGCUAAUGCUAUGAGAAUGAAAAUAGCAUCUGCAAUUGCUUCAGAAGAUCAACUACUCCGCAGGAGACUGCCUCGGGUGAUUAGUGGUGAUAAUUUGCUUCGACCAUAUGAUGAGUACAGAGCACAAGGGCAGGUAAUACUGCAGCUAGCCGAAUCAGGAUCCUUUUUUGGCCAGGUUGAUCUAUUUAAAGUGCGUGCAAAGUUUGCCUUAUCAGACGCUUAUGAAGCCCAUUUUUCACUCCCCAAAGGCAAAAUCGUUGUUGUCACUCAUCGAAGAGUCAUACUUUUGCAACAAAUUUCCAACGUCAUUGGUCAGAAGAAGUUCAACCCUGCAAGAGACCCCUGUUCGGUAUUGUGGGAUGUUCUGUGGGAUGACCUGGUAACAAUGGAAUUGACUCAUGGAAAGAAAGAUCAACAGAACGCACCACCUUCCCGGCUUAUUCUUUAUUUACAAACUACUACUAGAGCCACAGAGUCAAAGGAACCAAUUCGUACCAUAAAAUGCCAGCGCGAAUCCAAUCAGGCUUUCAAAAUUUAUUGCGCAAUUGAAGAAGCAAUGAACACUUACAGGACAACGGAUUCAAAGGCGGCACUGAAAAGGAAGGUGACAAAACCGUAUUCGCCGAUUGCUGAUGCCAGUGGCGGGGAAGGAGUGGCUUCCAUGUGGCCUCCCCAGCAGCAGCAGUUGGUGCCUGGAUCAGUUCCUCUAAGCUCCUCCACUUUUGGCAGCAGAGAAAUGUAUUGAAGGAGGAGGAGGAAACUUAGGAGGCACUAGUCUAGUAGUGUAGUCAAGUCACUUCCGUUUUCGUCAACAGAGGGAGGUUGUCAAGUUUUUGCAUUUCCAGCAAUGCCAAUUUUCGACUGCGGCUUAAAUUUGUUCAAGAAUCAACAAAGCUGCUGCUGCUGCUGCCCCCAUUAGUGGCCCCUUUUUGGCAAAGCAUAAUACUUGCAGCUACCAACCCGAUCGAUCGAAGGUUGUAAAUAUUGAUAUAAACACAUAUAUAUACACAUUACAUUUAAUUAUUAUAAAUGUGCAUUCUUACAUACUUC
Molecule: messenger RNA, 13076 nt
Organism: Diospyros lotus (date-plum)
Lineage: Eukaryota; Viridiplantae; Streptophyta; Magnoliopsida; Ericales; Ebenaceae
Exons: 62
Coding region: 250-12771 (4173 amino acids)
Source: RefSeq, a predicted model, not a curated record